CACAAAACGUUCGUUUGAAGAAGGAUUCAUCGAGUUCUAUCGAGUUUAGGGUUCCAGAGAUCGCAUCAAGAACCCUAGAGUUUCGAGAGCGGAGCUUGAGCAAGAAGAGCGAAGAUGAAGACGACCAAGGGAGGCAAGGUCAUGAAUCCCACUGACGCUUACCGCAAGGAGCUUCGCAAGAAGGAGCUCAAACGGAACAAAAAAGAAAGAAAGAAGGUGCGGGAAGUGGGAAUUCUAAAGAAAGAUCCAGAGACAAUUAGAGAGCAGAUCCAGAAGUUGGAAAUGAUGAAGGCCGAUGGUGCUUUGGACAAGGCAAGGAAGCAUAAGAAAAGACAACUUGAGGACACCCUAAACCUUGUCUUGAAGAAAAAGAAGGAGUAUGAAGAUAAGAUGCGUGAUAAAGGUGAGGCACCAGUUAUGUUCAGCCACUUAGGCCCUCCUCGAAGACGGACUGCAGAGGAAGAGGAAAGAGCUAAACAAUUAAAUCCUGAGGAUUCUGUUUAUUAUCAUCCAACAAUGAACCCGACAGGAGCUCCCCCUCCUGGAAAGCCACCCAUGUAUAAAUCGUCCAUAGGACCCAGAAUUCCAUUGUCUGCUCCCACCAGUGCUGCAGCGUCAUCUUCAACUUCAGAGUCAGAAGCAGGAACUUCAGCAGUUCCGCCACCCCCACCUCCACCACCACCACCACCUUUGCCAGAUUCUAGUGUUACAGGUAAUGAUUCUGUUGGACCAUCAUCUCUCCCUUUGCCACCCCCUCCACCUGCUCCUCCUAAGCCGGUAGCAGAUACGAAUGCAUCGUUGCCCCCACCACCAUUCCCACCUCCACCUCCUGGGCCACCACCCAAGGACCCAGCUCUAGGUCAUACAUCAAGGCCACCACCCCCACCCCCACCCCCCACCCCCAUCACUUCAACGGCCGUUGCAGCCCCCUCCUCCGCCAGGCACAGGUGUGUGGCAAACAGAAGAUGCAAGAAAUCCUGCUUCGCAUUUAGAUUUUGUGGGUAUCUGAACAGCAAUGUAACUGUGACUGCUGUGCGUCCUCCACCACCACCACCUCCUGGUCUGCCACCAAAACCUAUAAAUCCGCAGGCUGAUCCCAUGUCCUCUGAGGCAAAGGUGAUAAACGAUAUGUCUAAGAUGACUCAAAUGCUUCCCCCACCUCCCCCAUUGCCAAAUAGAGUUCCUUUGAUCCCCUCGCAAGCUGAAAUGAUGAUGCCUCCAGGCAUUGCUCACUUCCCCCCUCCUCCUCCUCCUCCUCCUCCAGAUAUGAGGCCACCACUCCCAAUUCCAGGGGCACUUACUCAACCUUCUCCUCCUCCACCUGGUGUGGCCCCAUCAUCACUUAUGCCAAUGCCCCCUUUCGCUGCACCACCUGGACCAGGUGCAUUGAUGCGACCACUAUUUCCCCCUAUUCUUCCUCUUCAAGAAGAUGACCUGGCUGCUUUUAGACCUCCUGUGCCCCCAAAACCAUCUUAUGUCAAGUCGGCAGCUUCCACAGUUGUGAAAAGACCACUAGCACAGCAUACACCAGAACUAACUGCUAUGGUCCCUGCUUCUGUGCGCGUAAGGAGGGAAACAGCUCUUCCGAAGACGAAGCCUAAGCAACAGACUUCUUCAAGUAUACCUGCCCCGAAGCCUUCAGCUUCAGUGGUGGCUGGGAAGGCAGAGAUGGCAUCUGCAUCAUCAGCACCGAAGUCUCAGAGCAUUGAUGAUUCAUAUAUGGCUUUCUUGGAGGACAUGAAAACACUAGGUGCUCUUGAUGGUUGAACUGCUCAAGAGUUGUCAUCAUCAAAUGGAGGCCUCCAUUGGCCUUGUUGCUGGGAGCAAAAUGUACAUGCACUUGUUAUAUUUGCUGAGAGCCGCUAGCAUUCAUUUGGUGCCUGUUUGAUUCUUAAAUCACAAAUUUACUCUUGACCAGUUUACUGACAAAAACAAACAAUUGGUUUUUAAGUUAUACUCUUAAAUCCAAGCAAGCUCUCUGAAUUUUACCUCUA
Messenger RNA from Dioscorea cayenensis subsp. rotundata (Guinea yam), 1994 nucleotides. Its product is annotated as protein EARLY FLOWERING 5. Gene Ontology annotation, cellular component: spliceosomal complex. Lineage: Eukaryota; Viridiplantae; Streptophyta; Magnoliopsida; Dioscoreales; Dioscoreaceae. Gene Ontology annotation, biological process: mRNA cis splicing, via spliceosome. Bases 115 to 1767 code for a protein of 550 amino acids. The record is from RefSeq and is a predicted model, not a curated record. The transcript has 10 exons.